Molecule: messenger RNA, 3323 nt
Organism: Paramuricea clavata
Lineage: Eukaryota; Metazoa; Cnidaria; Anthozoa; Malacalcyonacea; Plexauridae
Source: the annotation of a GenBank genome assembly
AUGACUUCCAAGGAAACCCCGAAAAAAGCGUAUCGAGCUUCAAAUUCAUGGAUAGAUUCGACUUCUUGUCGACUUUGCAGAGCUGUGGGCGACACAAGUCGCCGCAAGAAUAUAUUCAAGCCUUCAAAUCGAGCUUUACUCAAGAUUGCCGAACAAAUUUGCGGGCAUCCCAUUGUUUACGAGGUGGAUUUGCCCCAUCUCAUAUGUAGACCAUGCGAGCGCAGGCUUAAUAACACUGUGGAUUUUCAAAAGGUAAUUGUGGAAACCGAGCGGUCAUUUCACCAAAGCGAGUCAAGUCAAACCCGGUUCAAACGCUGUGUCGAUGUUUCGCCAUCUAUUUCCCAACCGCCAAGAUCUCGCCAAGUUACAUGUGCGGCGCCUUCAGCAAGAACUUCGUUGUCGUUCGAUUCUUGUCAAGAAUCCCGUGAGAAUAUAGAAGUGAGUACGCACGAUUUGUCUGUUUAUUAGGGACAAUACUAUAUAUAUAUAUAUAUAUAUAUAUAUAUAUAUAUAUAUAUAUAUAUAUAUAUAUAUAUAUAUAUAUAUAUAUAUAUAUAUAUAUAUAUAUAUAUAUAUAUAUAAUUGUUAUUUGUAUUAAACCACCUGGCAAGUUUUAAAUCGAACUGUUUAUAUUGUCUUGUUAUGCAUGCGAGUUCGCGCAAACAACGCUAAAUUGUUGACGGAAUAAUUUGCAUGCUCUUUUAAAUAUAUGUAAAUUUUAUAUAUUACAGUCAAAAUAUUUACGUAGAUAUAUACAGCUAAACGAAUUAAACUUGUCCUCUACAAAGCUAAAAGGCCAAAACUAUAAAAUGGUCAAAGCCAAAUGCAAAAGUUCGGUAGGAAAGACGUGUUUUGUGUAGCUGAUGUAGUUGUGUCGAAAUUUAAUAUCCGUUUUAUAAUACUGGUAAAUUGAAAUAUAUGGAGAACAAUCAGCCAAGUCAAGCCAAAACUUUGAACAAAAUCAUACUUUUAGCGCUUGCCUUUGACCUUUCAGCUUUGGCAUUUUAGCUUUGUCAAGGACAACCUUAAUUCGAUUCAUUUAGCUGUAUCAGAAUACAACAGAAAUUAUGCAAAAUUACCCCAUAUAAAAAGGACCCAAAUUAAUCAAAGGACCAUUGCUUUUAUUUUAAAAUUGAACCUCAAAUAUAGACUUUUGUGUUUGUGUGUUAAACUAUGUUGUCUUAUAUUUGUCAUAGAAUGUAAGUCCUUUACAAGAUGACCAGAGUUUAAAACAGCAACUCAACAUGCUGCUGAGAGAGGCCAAUAAACAAUUGGUGAAUAUUACCAGAAGAGAUGAGCCAUCUGUGUUGAGAGAUGGAACUUAUGGUGGUUUGUCCCAGGAGACUUGGAUGGUCGAAAUUGUAAAUGAACUCUCAACUAGAUGUCUCGCCAUUGCAGAAAUCCUAUCAAGAUUGCUUGAUUGCUCCAUGUUGGACCCUGGGAAGAAACUACCACCAAUAUGCUUGAUUUAUAGUAUUAUCAUGUUCACACGAUGUCAUGAACUGAGCAGGGUACAAAGGAUUAAUACAGUAACUGUCCUUUUGACUGAAGGAAAAGCAUCAAGUAAUGUAAGUAACAGAUUAACUGGUAUAAAGUAUAAAAGUGAUACUUUUUUACGAUUAAAUAUUGUUAUUGGGCUAUUCCAAUUAUUACUGCACCCCCUGUUGAGGAACCCCUUUCUCACGUCAGUACUCCACUGGAAUUUCCGCAAAUUUUCAUAUAAAAUUUACACCUUCACAUGGAUUUUUCCUUGUAAAUUUGAAAGAUAAUGCACCUCUCCCCUGGAAAUUCGUAUAGAUAAAUGCACCCUCUCCCCUGGAAAUUCCAAGGUUCCUCAACAAGGGUGUGUGGAUAAUAAUUGGAAUAGCCCAAUUUGCAAUUGCCUGCGAACAGGCUCUCAAGCUGAAUUGAGAGCCUGCAUCGAUGACUAAUGAAUUUAAAUAUCUACCCGUAACGUUCGUUUUCCAAAUAUGGAAUGUCUAUCCUUAUAUGGUGUUGUAAAUAGACCGUGCAAACUAAAUUUAGACCAUACAGUUUAUACUGUUUUUCGAAAUAUAAGAUAUUCAAGCAAAAGUUCAAAUGUUUUAAAAUACUGUUUUCUCAAAACAGAACAUUUUGUGCUUUGAGAUAAGACGGCCAAGACCAAUUUGAUCAGUUAUUAAUGUGUUUUUAAUACAUAGUGCUUCAGCAGUUGGCAUAUAUAGAGCUCAGAGGAAACAUAUAAAUUAUAGCAUCUGACCAAAUGAGAAUUUUGCGUCACAAUUUGAGAUGCAGAUAUUCAAAUUCAUUAGUCGUCGAUUCAGGCUUGAGGUAAAAACUGUUUGGCAAUAGAAUAGAUACCUGUUGCCAGAUGGCACUUUAUUAUUUUCAUGUUAUCUAAUGCCAGAUUUCUUCACUUGCCUAGAAACUAUAUGGGUGAAGGGCUACAUAAUGUGAACAAUGACAUUUGCUUCAAGUUGGGAACCUCUAUACUGUUGAGCAAGGGAUGGGAGUGUCAGAUUGGUGCCAGUAUUAUGCAAGGAUCAAACAAAAUAUGUUAUUGUGGAAAACUUAAUUGAUUUUGAAAUAUUUGUUUGACCCUUAUUUUCCUCAUUUAACUUAAGUUCUGUCAAUUAUACAGAUAAAUGAAUUAAGGUUGUCCUCAACAAAGCUAAAAGGCAAGUGGAAAAAGCUGAAAGGUCAAAGGCAAGUGCAAAAAGUAUGAUUUCAUUCAAACUAUUAACUGAAUGUCUUCCAUAUGACUCGUCGUUCCUACUAUAAUUUUCACGCUUUGCUUUGACAUUUCAGCUAGCUUUGGCCUUUUAGCUCUGUAGAGGACUGGACCAUUUAUUCAGAUGUAUAAUUAUAUUAACAUGUACAAUUAUUAAUACAAACAACAAAAAUUACUAAUAUUUAUUUAUUUAUAGUUGUUUGAGCGACUUAACAAGUAUGGGUUCUGUCUGAGCAUUUCUAAAAAGUAUGUGGUCCUUGAUGACAUUGGCAAACAAUUUUUGGACCAUGCUGUAGAAUUGGUGAAGUCUGGAAGGAAGUUUGUAUUUGUUGUCGACAACAUAGAUUGGGAGGAGAAGGUGCAUGAUAUGCGGAAAGUUCACCAAAAUAAGAGCGUGCAUGCAGUUGCAACCAGCAUGGUGUUUACCAGAGUUUCAAGUGACCACCUACCCGAUGAUGGCCCUCAGAAAGAUAUAAGGACUUGCAACUUUUGUGAACUUGUCAGUAUGAAGGAAGAAGACUUGAAGGAGAUUCAAAAACGGUACAGGAUACUGGUAGCUAGAAUCCUGAUCAAGAAGUUUCCAGAGUUUUCAACCUUAAAUCCUACCAUCUGA